Messenger RNA from Oldenlandia corymbosa var. corymbosa, 1806 nucleotides. The record is from the annotation of a GenBank genome assembly. NCBI's taxonomy places the organism in Eukaryota, Viridiplantae, Streptophyta, Magnoliopsida, Gentianales, Rubiaceae.
AUGGAGGGAAUUUCAGAAUCGUUGCUAGCUUUUGUGGAUGCAAGAUUGAGAGAGCAGAGGCACAACAAUGACCCAGUUCCUAACUAUGAAAAAAACAGCAAGUUGUUGACAGUUCAGUUUUUCCUCUAUGGAGAACUCAAAAAAGAAUCCUACCCACAUUAUGAAGGGGGGGGGACUAAGUUUUUCUGCAUCAAUGAGGGGAUUGAAGAGGGUGAUCUUCACGAGGUUGCCACUGACAUUAAACUUCAAGAGCUGUGUAGAGAUGCUCUAGCUGGUGAUAGGCUACUAGUACUAUAUGACUAUCCAGUUAAUGAUGUGGUUGAUGAUACAACUGGUGAAGAUGCUGAAAGUAAAAGCGAUAGUGAUAGUAGUGAUGGAGAUUACGAUGAAAAGGAUUCGGAGUAUGACCAGGAAGAAUCUAAAAAUGACUAUGACUUUGCAGCUGAUGACAGUGGUGGUGUAGAAGGGACUGAAAAACAUAAAGCAUCUACAUCAAGUACGGGAGCUAAAAAGCUAUCUAAUUCUUCAGUUGGAGCUAAAAAGCUAUCUAAUUCUUCAGUUGGAGCUAAAAAGGUGCAACCUACAUUACUGAAUAAGACUUACAAACCUCCAGAGAGGCCAAAGAGUACCAAAAGGAAAAAGAGUGUUGCUGAAAGAAUAAUUGAGGUUGAUGGAAAACAGAAGCUGAGUAAGGUUGGGCAAACAAUGAGUUGUAGUAUAUGUAAAAUCUCAGGUCAUAGUAGGAGAAAGUGCCCUUCAAGGACAGGCUCACAAGGGACACAAAAUGAACCAGCUGUUAUGCCCACCACAGGUCAGGGUGGAUCCAAAUAUGGCUCUUGUGGACUCACAGGUCACAACCAUAGGAAGUACCCUUUCAUUGACCCACCAGAGAGGGUUGUAGACCUUGGUAGCAAUGCUGAUGACUGUUUUGAUGUCGUAAACCUUGGAGUAAAUAUUGAUGUCUCGUCUCCUGGCAAGAGGAAGCUUGGAGACCCUGAUGAGUCCAACUACGAAGAGGCUGGUCUUCAUGAAAGCCACGUUGCGAAGGUGAAACCAGAAGCACUGCGUAGAAGCCCUAGGAAAACGCAAGCAGCUAGUUUAUCUCAACCCAUCAAAAUUCCCAAAAAUGUCCAGAUGAAAAAGGAUAUGAAAAAGGGAAAACAGAAGACCAAGACUGAUGAAAAGGAGCAGCAAGAUGCUGAACCAGAUGUAAUGUUCUUAGAGGAUCCUGUUCAUCAGGUGAAGGAACUACGGGGUAGGACAAUCAGUAUUAAUUCACCUAAUCAGGCCAAGGAAGGUAAUAAAGCCAUGAAGAGAAAAAUGAAAGGAAAUCAACAGACUAAAUCCAGCUUUCAGCUUAUUGAUGAGCCAAUUGAGGACACUCAAACGGAACUAUCCCAGGAGCCAAUCAGUAAGGUGACAUGCAAGAAGGAAAUAUCUGCAAAGGUGGUUUCUGUUGAGCUUUCUUCUGGUACAGACUCACAGAUCAAUAACUCCAAGUUUCAGGAAACUUUUGGUGAUGUUGUACCCCAGCAGUACAAGGUAUGCUAUUCACAUCAGAUAGCUCAGUUGAAAAAUGUGAAGAAGGUAGUUGUUCAGUCAAGUAUGGCCACAAAGAUGCAUAAACCAAAUGGUAAGAUUGAUUGGGGCUCACAAGCUGUCAUUGACAACAUUGCUGAACAAACAGCUAAAGCUAUUGCAAGAGGCAACGAGUUGUAUAAGAUGUGUGGAUUAAAACCCCUCCUUCCUCAACAGAUGGUAUGUUCACCAUUGGUUCUACUCAGGCCAAACCUUUAUCAGAUAUAG